This is a messenger RNA of Ceraceosorus bombacis, 2065 nucleotides long. NCBI's taxonomy places the organism in Eukaryota, Fungi, Basidiomycota, Exobasidiomycetes, Ceraceosorales, Ceraceosoraceae. The record is from the annotation of a GenBank genome assembly.
AUGGCCACCACCUCUUUCGCUCCCCAACAAUGGGGCUACCGCACUCAGAAGCGCGUCGGUCUCGGAGCCGGCGCGCCCAGCUUUGCGAGUCAUUCCCUGCCAGAUCUCGAAGCGACAGCGCGCACUAUCGUAUACAGUCCAGAUGGGAGUAUCUUUGCCGCGAGCUACGAUGACAGCGUUCGGCUUGUUUCCACCGGGGCGUCGUCCGCACCCGAGGUGGUUCCAACACCUUCAUUCAUCUUGGCGGCCGCCAAGGUGAUCGACAUGCGCUUCUCUCCUCGAGGUCGGUACUUGAGUACGUGGGAACGUCCGAACAAGGAUGCGGACGGCAAUCCCAUCAAGAACCAUAGCAUUUGGAACACUCAGUCGGGCGAGAGGAUAGCGAGCUUUGAAAGGAGGAAUCAAGAAGGCUGGUGAGUGGAUGCAAUUCUCUCGAGAGCGCAUACACGCUUGCGUUAUAUCCUGACAGCUCCUCCUGUGCUGCGUCGUCGUGCGAAGUCACUUUCAGUUCACCAAUGAUGAGCAACACGCCAUUCGCCAAGUCGCUACCGAGCUGCAAGUCUUCUCCACCGCCGACAUGAAUGGACACGUGGUGGGUCGAUUGAAGCUGGAAGGUAUCACCUCGUACGAAGUUGGGCCUGGGGAAAGACCCAGUGUCGCUGUAUUUCUUGGGGAAAAGAAAGGCGCGCCAGCAUCUGUGCAAGUGUACCCGCUCGCAUCGCUCAUCCCUUCACCAGCAGCGCCGCCCAAACCGAUUUCUCAGAAGACCUUCUUCAAAGCAGACAAGAUUCAAAUCAAAUGGAAUACGGCUGGUACGGCCAUUCUCUUCCUCACUUCUACCGAACACGACAAGACUGGCAAAUCCUACUACGGCGAGACGAACCUGUACAUGAUGUCCACUAGAGGUGAUUUCGAUUGUCGAGUGGGUCUCGACAAGGAAGGGCCAGUACACGACUUUGAAUGGAACCCCAAUUGCCGGGAAUUUGCAGUCAUCUAUGGGUACAUGCCAGCCAAGGCGACGCUGUUCUCUUCGCAAGUCAAGGUCAUCGCAGAGCUCGGCGUGGCCGGGCGAAACUUUGCAGCUUUCAAUCCUCAAGGCCGGCUGCUGCUGAUCGCCGGUUUCGGAAACCUAAACGGGACAGUAGAUGUUUGGGAUCGCGAACUUCUUGGUGGCGCAGCUGGCAGCAGCGCAGAAGCCAGUGCUCGGGCAAAGCUCCACUCCUUCGAUGCCAGCAACAGCAGCGUGUGCCAGUGGAGUCCAGACGGCCAAUUUGUGCUCACUGCAACGUUGAGUCCGCGCCUACGAGUGGAGAACGGGAUACGAAUCUGGCAUUACACGGGCAAGCUUGUGCACGUGGAGAUGCAGGAUGAAAUGUAUCAAGCGACAUGGCGGCCGAAGCUGCCUUCAGACUGCUUGGCAGACCAUCCCUUCUCCAAAGCGGUUCAACCCGCGCCCACAGCAUCACAAGCCGCCAUGGCUUUGCUGGAUGCUCAGGCUGCCAAAGCCGCGGCGAAGGCUGCAUCUGCGACGGAGGCGAACGGCAAGCCUUCUGGUGGUGCAUACAGACCGCCAGGUGCUCGCAGUGGUGGCGCGAGCAGCGAGUUUGCACGGCUGUACCAAGAGAGCGCAAAUGCUUCUGCACCCUCUUCGCCAGCGAAGAACGGCGCCUACGUGCCUCCUGGCGCUGGCGCAAGAGGCAAGCGCUCGAUUCCGGGAGCUGCCCAUCCACCCGGUUCGGUGCCGACCGGACCCGCAAAGAGUCCCGGCGGAAAGAAAGCGGGCAAAAACGGCAAAGCCAGUGCGCCUUCCACGCCCAACACUGCGGCAUCGUUCAACGCGAGCAGCGAACCCUCAGCACCUGCCACCUCGGGAGCUACCGAUAUUGGAGGAGACGCGGAAGGCGCAGCAGCAAUCGAGAAGAAGGUCCGCAACAUCAACAAGAAGCUCAAAGCUAUCCAAGAUCUCAAAGAUCGCAAAGCCAAGGGUGAGACCUUGGAGGAGAUGCAAUUGUCCAAGAUCGCUGGCGAGGCGGAGCUGAGAAAGGAUCUGAAAGCGCUGCAGUGA